Durusdinium trenchii is the source of this 2250-nucleotide messenger RNA. The record is from the annotation of a GenBank genome assembly. Lineage: Eukaryota; Dinophyceae; Suessiales; Symbiodiniaceae.
AAAACCAUUUUGGAUGUUCUGCUGCCACAUUCCAUGCAGAAGAUUGAAGACCUGAAAGCCGAGUUGGCCCAGCAGGAAGAAAGACAUGCCAACGAAGUGAAGAGGAUCCAAGAUGAGAUCGAUGAGCUCCGCAGGCGUGUGCGAGAGGUGGAGGAGACGGAGCCGCGGUGUAUUGGAUUCAACGACAGCACCGAUUCCUUCGUUCGAAAGGUGGAGUGGACCAUCAAGAACUUCAAGAGCGAGGAGAAGCUGAGCCCCAAGGGCACGCCGAUGUGGUCCCCCCGCUUCAAGCUGGCGGGGAUCAGUGAAGUGCGUUUAGAAUUCCUCCCCAACGGCCGUGAGAAGUCGUGGUCCGGCUUUUGCUCCCUCUUCCUUUGGUGUCCACCUGGAACAAGGAUCAGGUAUCAACUCUGGGUGGGGUCCUUUAUGAAGGCUCCAGAUGAGGACACGUACGACGCGGAAGUGGGCCACGGCCACUCCAACUUCUGUCCCUUAGCGCCGGAGAUCGACCUGGCGAACGACAGCGUCACCGUGGGAUGCAACAUCUUUGAGGUCAUGACCACCUACGAGAUGACUGAAAGGAACCUCAAGCUGUCUGCUUGGCCGCUGCAACAGUGGGUCAAGAAGGAGGCGGAGGUCUUGGAGAACCGCGGGGUGAAGUCCAUCUCGUGGAAAGUCCACAAGGUGGGAAAUGCCUUGCACCUCUAUCAAAGAGGCGCCUCAAUAUGCAGCCCCUGCUUCACGGCAGCUGGCAUCAGCGACAUCCAGAUGGAGUUUUAUCCCAACGGCUGCGCUGCGACCAAGAAGGACGGCUUCUGCUCCCUCUAUGUGAGAUGCCCGGAGAAAGUGGUUUUGAUCGUGACCUUGAUUGUGGGCAAGGUCAAGAAGGGGCCGAUCAGGACCACCUUCGACCGGGGAUCCGGGAAGGGCUUGCCCGACUUCUGCAGUUUGAAGGAGCAGAUCAAUGAUGAUGACACUGUGGAUGUAGGCAUUGAGCUGCAAAGUCGGCCGGCCGCCACGGUGCUCACUCUCGAGAGAGCCUGGCUCCGAAGGUUGCGCCGAACCGAUUCUUUCCACUGCAAAGCUGAUGCUCCAGAAAUGUCACUCACUGCGCACAACGACGUGGGAGCAGUCGCCCUUCCACCCACCCGACCCGCCCUCCUCUUCAGCGGCUCGAUGUGGCGCUCCUUGGCGGAGAAGGGCGAAAAGCCCCGGUCCGCGCUGACGAAGGAGGCCUUGCCUUCCUCGCCGCCGGAAGAGGCGCUGGCCCGCAGCGAUGGCAGCAGACUGCAGCUCCUGGAAGACCAGACCUUGCUUCGGUGGACGCAGCGUAGCAAUGGUAGUUGGAGAAAGCCCGAGAUUUGGCCAGUCGACAAGGAUCAGCUGGAAUGGCUUACCUGGGAAAUCUCCCAGCAGCAAGCGGAGCUGGCGGAGAAGCGGGCGGCCAAGGAGGAGGAAGCUCGGCGCCGCAGGGCCGAAAAGCUGGCCUCCGCCCCGGCGGCCUUAGCCGCUGCCAAGGCGGCGAAAGCGGGCGCGGGCGCCGAUGUGGAUGUGUCAGAGCGGCUGAAAGAACUCAUCUGCCUAAGGGAGCCUCCGUCUGAUGCGUUGGAGCAAGCAGAUGGUACCUUUCAGAUGACGCUGGAUGAUGGCGCCACCAUCACCUGGACUCGCAGGCCAGACGGUACCUGGCGACGGCCAGAGCACCGACGCGCUGGUUGGGUGGGCGAGCUUGAACAAGCCAAGUACACGCCACCGACGGUGCGGCUCUUGGAGGGUGCUGGGAUUGGAGAGAAGGUCCGCAGCGUCUUGCUCUGGGAUGAUGACUACAACCGUGAUCUUCCACUGCGUUCGAAGCCUGUGCUGACGCCGAAUGGCUACACGGCACAGGCUCAGGCGCCCCAGGCUCCGAAGCCCCGAGCAGAGGCUGCACCCAAGAAGAGCGGGACCAAUAAGGUUCCACAGGCCAAAGCCAAGGAUGAGGCGAAAGCGGCGAAAGCCGCCAAAGGAGGCGUUACGUGAGACGCUUCAUGCGCUCAGGGGCUGGACGUGGCUCCAAGGAGGACCGAGCCGUGGACAUGGAAUUGCUUCCAGCCCUGACGCGGCUCUGCGUGGCCAACGGGUGGCAAUAAGCACCCGGCCGGCACCGUUCCGGUCUCCGAACGCUCCGCUCGUUCCGGAAAGACCGCGCCAGACCGCGCGGAAAGCGCCAGCGCGCCACAGUCGUCGGUUGGGGAGGCUCGGGAGCGCAGG